AUGGCGCCCCCGGGGCUGCGGCUAGUUCUGACCGAGGACAGAGUUCGAGAGAAGAGCGGACUGGCGACGCACCAAGACCUGGCCGAACUUCGAUCAUUAUCUGUUCCUGGAACUUACCAAGAAAAGAUUACAAACCUAGGCAACUCUCUGAUGAAUUUAACAGGCCUAAAAUCUUUAGAUCUCUCACGCAACUCACUGAUUAGUCUGGAGGGCAUCCAGUACCUGACUGUGCUGGAAAGACUCAACCUCUACUACAACUGUAUUUCCUCGUUAGCGGAAGUCUUCCGGCUCCACGCACUGUUGGAGCUCACGGAAGUGGACUUCCGCCUGAACCCUGUCGUGAAGAACGAGUCUGAUUACCGCCUUUUUGUGGUGCACAUGCUCCCACACCUCCGGCAGCUUGAUGACCGCCCAGUGAGAGAGAGUGAGCGGAAAGCAUCCCGACUGCACUUCACGUCCGAGGACUCGCUGGACUCCAAGCCCAUGUUCCCAGCUGCUCUGAAAGGUGGCAGGCCUCGCCACUGCAGGGCCCAGGGCGCCGACCCCUUGUCUAAGUGCCAGGUCCUAGACGCCGACGACGAGGCUGUCCUGAACCUCAUCGCUGAGUGCGAGUGGGACCUGAGCAACCCGCCUGGGAGCACAAGCUCCAGCCAGAGAGAGCGGGAGACGGACUUCCCCAGCUCACAAGAGUCCAGGGGCGCACCAAGCCCGCCGUCGUCGUCCCAGCUCCAGAGUGGGGACUCAGCCACCCAGAAGGGCCCCGACAGGAGGAAGCGCAGCUCCCGAGGGGGGCUCUCCGAGAAGCCGCUGCAUAACCAUUGCUGCGGGGAGCAGCCGGACACCCAGCCCGCCUACCUGCCACACUUCCUCUUCCCCCCACAGCCAGACUCCACAGACCUCGAGGGCUCGCUCAGGUCUUCCCAGCAGUCCAGCGGGCCCACACUGAUGGCCGCACAGCCUUCACCCGGCCCACAGAGGUACAGGAAGCACAGGGGCCCUGGAGGCAGGUUCCAGGGGCCUCUGGACCAGGAGUGCCCAGGCUGCCUGGCGGGGGUCUGUGGACUACCGAGCUCAGAGGAGAGCCUAGCCAGGCCUUGUAGCUCAGAGAGCCCCAGCGAGAAGACUUGCUUGCCACCCGAGGUGCCCAAGGCCCAGGAGCCGCCCUGCAGCACCAGCGUUGCCCGAGAGCACGUGGCAGGCCCACCCGCGAGGACAUCGACCCUGGAGGCAGCACUCCUGGAAACCCUCCUGGACCUGGUGGACAGGCACUGGGGCGGCCGCAGGUCCCUGCAUAGCAACGAGGCCUUCCUGGCUCAGGUGAGGCACAUCCUGUCUUCUGUCCAAGCACUCACAGUGGCCCAGGACCAGGCAGUGCUGGCCAGCGAGGCAGUGGGCCACUUGGCCCAGGAGAACAAGUCCCUGCAGCAGCACCUGGAGGAGCAGCAGCAGCAGCACAGCGCCGCCCUGGGGGAGGCACGCCAAGAGCUGGAGGCUGCGCGCAGGGAGACGGAGGACCUGCAGCAGCACUUGGACAGGUCUCUGGAGGAGAAUAGCACCCUGAAGUCCCUCCUGUUCAGUUUGAAGAAGGAAGCUAAGAGCGCAGACAUGGCCUCCACCUUGAAUGUGCAGAUCACCGGACUGCAGAGCAGUGUGAAGCGGCUAUCCGGCGAGAUUGUGGAGCUGAAACAGCACCUGGAACACUAUGACAAGAUCCAGGAGCUCACCCAGAUGCUGCAGGAGAGCCACAGCUCCCUGGUCAGCACCAACGAGCACCUGCUGCAGGAGAUGGGCCACAUGCGCACGCAGCACCGCGCAGAGGUGGAGCAGAUGCACUGGAGCUACCAGGAGCUCAAGAAGACCAUGGCCCUGUUCCCCGCCCGGGGCCCCGGCCCGGGGGGCUGCUAGACCUGCCCCAGCAUUUUGCCUCUGCCUGCACCCUGGGGGCCACAUGGCGGGGCUUGUCCCUUGUGCCUUGAUCAUCCUGUGGGUUGGAAAAGUACUCAGACCCCAAAGGAAACAUUCGUUUUCAUGACCUGUCUUCAGAUGGGGGGGUGCCAGCCUCUGGGCCACUGUGGCAGUCAGAGGUGCCCCUGAGUCAGGUGCAGGCCAUGCUGGGCACCAGCAGGGUUCUGCAAAGCCAGCCAAUACGAUCAUCUUCACAGGCCCUGCCGGUGUCUCACGGAAGUCCUUCUCAAGCAAACGGGUGCCAGCGCUUAGGGACAGGAAUGAAUGCUUUGUGUGUGGGAAGCAGUGUGUGUGCAUUAUGUGUCACAGUAACUGCAUCUACACAAGGCCUGGCACUCUCCUGUGCUUGUAGGGUUUCUAGAGACGGGCGUGCAAUAGGACACACACUAGAUUUCCUGUUGCGCACUUCACAUCUUGAAUGCAUUGUUUCAUACUUGGUCUCGUUAGUAAAAGGAGGCAGCUUUUUCUGAAAGCAGUGUUUCAUUGAUGUGGGAAAUGUGAGCUGACGCAAAAAUAAAAUGCUCUGCACUGGC
Molecule: messenger RNA, 2498 nt
Organism: Echinops telfairi (small Madagascar hedgehog)
Lineage: Eukaryota; Metazoa; Chordata; Mammalia; Afrosoricida; Tenrecidae
Gene: CEP72
Product: centrosomal protein 72
Exons: 12
Coding region: 1-1905 (634 amino acids)
Biological process (GO): centriole replication; spindle organization; regulation of protein localization to centrosome
Cellular component (GO): centriolar satellite
Molecular function (GO): protein binding
Source: RefSeq, a predicted model, not a curated record